Messenger RNA from Rotaria sp. Silwood1, 381 nucleotides. Lineage: Eukaryota; Metazoa; Rotifera; Eurotatoria; Philodinida; Philodinidae. The record is from the annotation of a GenBank genome assembly.
AUGGAUAUCAGACUUAUUUUAGAUUCUCAACUUGAUGUGGUUACAACCGAUAUUGAUAUACCAUUUCUUCAUCUGCUCAUCAAUAAUACUGUUCCACCAAUUGCAUCAAAUAAUAUUAAAUUUUUUAUAAAAAUUCAAGAUACCCAAUUCAAUGGCUCGAAACAAGAAGCUGAUGCUUUAUUGAGAGAAAAACCAUUUGAUUUAAUAAUUGCUUUAAAUUCUAAUGGUAAUACUGAAGGUGAUCUUGUUUAUGAUGAUGAAGAAUCAAUCGAUAUAAUUGGAUCAAAGUCGUAUUAUUAUGCAACAUAUAAAUGGUCAUCACCGGAAAAUCGUUUAUUAAUAAAUAUUAUUGAAAUCAUUAUCCAAAAAUAUCUUAUUUAA